Messenger RNA from Osmia lignaria (orchard mason bee), 2131 nucleotides. NCBI's taxonomy places the organism in Eukaryota, Metazoa, Arthropoda, Insecta, Hymenoptera, Megachilidae. The record is from RefSeq and is a predicted model, not a curated record.
AUAACUGGUAUUUAUGGGAAAAAACAAAUGUCCAAGAAGUUCGAUAUUAAGAUUUUUACAACAAAUCAAAGUGCGUGUACAUCCAUUCUUGAUACAAGCUAUAAGAAUACUCUUGUCGGUCCAAGAAACGUAGCCUUAAUCUCGUUUACAGUAAAAUUAAAUUGGAAAAUUUGUCUAUUUGUUAAAAUAGAAUUUGGAUAUUUUUUUACACGGCUAAGUUUGUAGAAAACAAAUAGCUGGUAUAUAACGAAAGUAUAGAUUAUCAAUAGCGUAAAUAUAAAUUACGUACAUAUACAUAUACGCGCACACAUAUCCUUAUCUAAUUUUCGACAAAAGUUUUCAUAUUACUUAACCUAACGUAAAUGCAAUUUAAAUGUUUCUUCUGAUUCAAUGUCUUACACGAUAUUCGUUUACUCUAUCUACAAUAACUAAAAAUUAUUCAACUCCUUCUUCUGUUGUUAUACGUCCGUGCAAACAUAUCUCUUUUUCAAUAAUAACAACGAUCGCUUAUUAUGCGUAGCCCUUUUUUUUUAAUUUUUUUUUUAUAAAUAUCUGGAUGAUUAGACGCGCUAUGUUUCAUACAUGCGAGUACUUGACAAAGUUAGAAGAUCCGUAUUCAUAAAGAUUUAAAAGAGAACAAUAAUUUAUACCUAGUAGUAAUUAGUCGAAUUUUACGUUGUAUGUAAUAUUGACAGAAAAAGUUUUUAAUAUCGUUAGUAAUAAAUCAGUCAAUUUACAUAACGAUUGCAUUAUAAUACACGAUAUAAUGCGUUAGAUAAACGAAUUGGAUAAUUUAUAAACAAGUACACUCUGGUUGUCUUAUCCAAACUGUAAGAUUCGGGUAAUUUUUAUUUAACACGCGGCAAGCUUUUAUCGUUUCAUCGAAUGGAUUAAGUUGCUCAUGUGUAAAUUACAUGUUAGGCAAAUAAUGUUAGGAGAGUAGUCAAUAUAACAAGCUUGGUGGAGUGAUUGCCUUACUUCUUUCAAUUUUAAUUCUCCCAUAGAGGAAUCUCAAAUUCGAUCCCAGCGCAUCUAUAUAAAAAACGGUGGAACUACUCGGUAACUUAUCGACCCAGUUUUCAAACGAAGGGAAUACUUGCGCUAUCUAUGAAGAAUCGGUUGAAACUACUUGACAACUUACAGAUAAUUAGUCGGCAAGCUGUCGCGUAGUUUCCCCCGUUUUUGUACAGAUGGCAUUGGGAUUGAACAAUCAGUUUCUUAAACAAUUAUUUUAAUAAUUUUUCGGGUCUUGUGCAAAUUUUGAUUGAGUUCUAAAAAAUAGAAUCAAAGAGAGUCAAAAUUGUAUUUUUUCAAUUGUGUGUGCGAGGGACGGUACAAGAGGAACCUAACCUCAUCUGAAUGUGUCUGGAAACCCCAAAAUUAUAACCCUUCAAGAAUAAAUGAACGUCCUGCCUUUCUUGUAUUUGUCGUCACUGGUAAUGACUGUAAUGACAAGUAUCACAAUCUCGGCAGUUCGAACACGAACAAGUAUUCUUGACAAAUCGUUGAGUAAAGGCAAAGGCGAGGUUAGCUUGAGUUGUUUUGCUUUGCUAUUCUCGGAACUGGUGCAGUAUUGUCAAAAUCGAGUUUACACUGUACCAGAAUUACAAAAUAAAUUGGCAGAAUUAGGUGCAGAGGUUGGCCAUAGAAUAACAGAUUUACUUGUUAUUCGAGAAAAAAGUGGAAAACGCGAGAUCAAAUUAUUGAACAUUUUGCUGUUUAUUAAAAGUACAGUAUGGAAAUCAUUAUUUGGUCGGGAGGCUGACAAACUAGAACAUGCAAAUGAUGAUGAACGUACUUACUACAUCAUAGAGAAAGAAGCCUUAGUAAAUAAGUUUAUAUCAGUUCCAAAAGAUAAAGGAAGUUUAAACUGUGCCUCUUUUAUUGCUGGAAUAGUCGAAGCUAUUCUUUGCGAUUGUGGUUUUACAGCAAAGGUAACUGCGCAUUGGCAUAAGGGGACAACGUACAUGGUGAAAUUUGAUGAUGCAGUUGUUGCUCGAGACAAGCAACUUGAAGAUCGAUAAUGUAAUACAUACAUAACAAUGAAAAAUUGGUAAAAAGCUGGUAAUUAUACAAAUAAAAUUGAAAGAAAAUUUAAUUUUCUAUAAAUUUAAUCAUUCUUUAAGACAAA